This is a messenger RNA of Oncorhynchus keta (chum salmon), 3542 nucleotides long. RefSeq names its product aminopeptidase N. Gene Ontology annotation, cellular component: cytoplasm. The record is from RefSeq and is a predicted model, not a curated record. Lineage: Eukaryota; Metazoa; Chordata; Actinopteri; Salmoniformes; Salmonidae. The coding region runs from base 38 to 2854 and encodes 938 amino acids. Gene Ontology annotation, biological process: peptide catabolic process; proteolysis. Gene Ontology annotation, molecular function: peptide binding; zinc ion binding; metalloaminopeptidase activity. The transcript has 20 exons.
CCCUCUCACUUAGUGCGUGCUGAGACUCCUCUAGGACAUGGAGAAAUCCUGCAAAAUCAGCAAGUUCUUUAUUCUCUGCAUUGUGCUGGGAGUCCUCUCUGUGGCGACCAUCGUUACAUUGUGGGCUAUUGCACUGACAGAUAGCGUAGAGAUCGUCGCCCCAUGGGACAAGUACCGUCUCCCAGACACCCUGAAGCCUGACCACUACAACCUAACCCUGUGGCCCCGACUCACCGUCAACGCACAAGGCCUCUACAUCUUCACAGGGAAAUCCUAUGUGGUCUUCCAAUGUGUGAAGGAGACGGACCUGAUCCUCAUACACUCCAACAAGCUGAACUACACCAAGUGGGGUGAUGACCAUCUGGCUAAACUGUCUGCUCUCGGUAGCACACCCGCACCAACCAUAAAGAAAUCCUGGCUACAGCCAACAACUCAGUUCCUGGUAUUGGAACUGAAUGGCAAGUUAGCUGUUGGAGAAUCCUACCAGCUGGACACAGUGUUUGUUGGGGAGCUGGCUGAUGACCUAGCAGGUUUCUAUAGGAGUGAAUAUGAAGAAGAUGGAGUUAAAAAGGUUGUAGCUACCUCUCAGAUGCACCCUACUCACACCAGGAAAACUUUCCCUUGUUUUGAUGAGCCUGCGAGGAAAGCAGUCUUCCACAUCACACUCCUCCAUCCCCGUGGGACUGUGGCCCUGUCAAACGGCAAGGAGCGAGAAACAGUUAACGCCACCGUAUACACAGAGGCUGUCACACAGACCAGAUUUGAGCCAACCAAGAUCAUGUCAACCUACCUACUGGCCCUGAUUGUCUGUGACUAUUCAUUUAUCAGCGCUUGGGAGGGAGAUAUUCUGAUUCGGAUCUGGGCUCGUAGAAAAUCCAUCAGUGAAGGACAUGGAGAAUAUGCGCUCAAUCUAACAGGACCAAUCCUGUCCUUUUUUGAGGUGUAUUACAAUACCACCUACCCUCUCUCCAAAUCAGACCAGAUUGCCCUUCCUGACUUCUAUUUUGGGGCCAUGGAGAAUUGGGGACUAGUUACCUACAGGGAAACAAAUCUGCUUUACGAUCCUUUAACAUCCUCCAAUGGAAACAAGGAGAGAACAGCCACCAUCAUUGCACAUGAACUUGCACACAUGUGGUUUGGAAAUCUAGUGACCCUGAGAUGGUGGAAUGAAGUCUGGCUGAAUGAGGGCUUUGCAUCCUACGUGUCAUAUCUUGGGGCGGAUUAUGCUGAAUCCACUUGGAACGUGAAAGAUCUCAUAGUUCUUGAUGAGGUGCACAGGGUGUUUGCAGUGGAUGCCUUGGCUUCCUCUCACCCCCUGUCCUCCAAAGACGAUGACAUCCAGAAGCCUGAGCAAAUCAGUGAACAGUUUGAUGUCAUCUCUUACAGCAAGGGGGCAUCAGUGUUGAGAAUGCUGUCAGAUUUUCUAACUGAACCAGUCUUCGUCCAAGGACUAAGUAGCUACCUGAAUCACUUUGCCUACGACAACACAGUGGGGACAGACCUUUGGGAUCAUCUACAACGAGCAGUAGAUGCCAGUGACAUGGAACUUCCUGGUACAGUGCAUGACAUCAUGAACCGCUGGGUCCUUCAGAUGGGCUUCCCAGUGGUCACCAUAAACACAGCCACUGGACUGAUCACCCAGAAGCACUUCUUACUGGACCCUGAUUCUGUGGGGAGUGUACCACCAUCUGACUUCAAGUACGAGUGGAUAGUACCAAUCAAAUGGAUGGAAGCAGGAGUGGUUCAGAAAGAGAUAUGGCUGCUUGAGAAAGAGGCCCUAAACAAUAAAUUGACAAGUGGUCACUGGGUACUAGCAAACAUCAAUGUGACUGGAUACUACAGGGUUAACUAUGACCUUGGCAACUGGGAACGUCUCCUCUUCCAACUGAGCACUAAUCACCAGGUCAUACCAGUUAUCAACAGAGCACAACUUGUGGAUGAUGCUUUUAAUCUAGCAAGGGCAAAGUUAAUUCCCACAACAUUAGCUCUGAAAACGACAAAAUACCUCUCCAAAGAAAUUGAAUAUAUACCGUGGGAGUCGGCUCUGAACAACUUGGAUUAUUUUUACCUCAUGUUUGAUCGCACUGAGGUCUAUGGGACUAUGCAGCAUUAUGUGAGGAAUCUGGUGACACCCCUUUUUCAACACUUCAAGACCAUUACUGCAGACUGGAGUAAAGUUCCUGAUGGCCAUAAUGAGCAGUACAACCAGGUGAAUGCCAUUAGGAUGGCCUGUAGCAGUGGACUGGUUGAGUGUCAGAAUCUGACUAAAAGCUGGUACCGUCAAUGGAAGGCUGACCCUGACAACAAUCUGAUACAUCCUAAUUUGAGGACGACAGUGUACUGCAGUGCCAUUGCAGCAGGCGGGGCUGCAGAGUGGGAUUUUGGUUGGAACAUGUUCAAGACUGCCACUAUUGCUAGCGAUGCAGACAAACUGAUGUCAUCUCUGGCAUGUACUAAGGACCAUGAACUUCUGAAUAAGUACUUGAGAUACACUUUGGAUUCAGACAAAAUCCGUAAGCAGGAUGCAACGUCUGUCAUCGUGUACAUCUCCAGUAAUGUUCAAGGCCAAACAUUGGCUUGGGACUUUGUGACACAGAACUGGGAGUACAUGUUCACACAGUAUGGUGUUGGAUCCUUCUCAUUUGCCAAUCUUAUAAGUGGUGUGACAAUGAGAUUCUCAACUAAAGCUGAACUUGAGCAGCUCCAGAAAUUCAAGGAGGACAACUCUAAUAUUGGUUUUGGCUCAGGGACCUUGGCUUUGGAGCAGUCCAUUGAGAGAACUAAAGCCAAUAUCAAAUGGGUGGAUGAGAACAAGAAGAAAGUGUGGGACUGGUUCUUGAGUGAGAUUGCCUAAACUCCUCAAUUCUUUGGUUGUCCAACAGGUUUAAAUAUGUUAUUUUACUAUGGCAGACAAAGUGCUUAGAUUAUUUGCUGGGUUUUAAUUGUAUGUUAAACAUCUAAUGCAGUAGUUUUUUAAAAUCUAAAUAACAAAUCAUUUCUGGGUCACAAUUAAGUACAUUGCUGUGAUUGUUUUAAAUUAAAAUGGUAAAAAAUAAAAAUAGCUUCUUAGCAAAGAGCAAUUUCCCAAGCAAGAAUUUUGCUAGGACUGACGGAGUGCUUGGAGUGGUGAUGGGAAUACUGAAAAAUAGCUGUUGGCAGAGAGGUUUGGAACUCUCUUAUUGCUCGAUUAACUAAUUUACCGCCUCCCACCAAAACAGGCUGAAAUUUUAAGCAAUCUUUUCAAACAGCUCUUACACUAAUAGAACAUUAUCUUAAUUUUCACAAUUUCCCAGAAUUAUUCCAACCUCAAAGUGUGGAAAUAUAAAACACAGGAAAAUCAUGUUUUAGACUGCACCGGGUUUUAAAUCAGAAAUGUUGGGGUAAGGUCAUUAACUUCCUGGUGAUAACAUUUAGUCAAUAUACCAUAUCAAUUUUCCAGAGCACAAUGUUAUGAGUGUCUAUGAACUUCUAUUAUGUUACAGUUUCAGAGAAAUAAUUUUGAUUAUAUGCUAUUUUGUUGAAAAACAAUAAACCUGUCCAUU